This is a messenger RNA of Lineus longissimus, 5201 nucleotides long. Its product is annotated as TPR repeat-containing protein DDB_G0287407-like. Bases 146 to 3403 code for a protein of 1085 amino acids. Gene Ontology annotation, cellular component: Cul4-RING E3 ubiquitin ligase complex. The transcript is spliced from 22 exons. NCBI's taxonomy places the organism in Eukaryota, Metazoa, Nemertea, Pilidiophora, Heteronemertea, Lineidae. Gene Ontology annotation, molecular function: protein binding. The record is from RefSeq and is a predicted model, not a curated record.
UUGUUUACAUGUUGCUAGACAUGGCGAUUUAGUAGAUUUCAGAAUUUUCUUCAAUUAUAGCUCCUUCUUUUCGGAAAAUACAAACCAUGCAGACUUAUUGAUAAUCUUAAAGAAUAAUGAGUAUCAAGUUUAUUGUUUUCUGACUAUGGGUUGUGGGGCUUCAGCAACAGCAGCUAUACCUCCUCAAAAUACAUUCGGAAUCAAGAGAGACUUCAAAGUUAUAGGCGUUCAAACUGACCCGAUAAAGUUUGCAGACUCAAAAACUACUGAAUCCCAUGGUGGAGCUCAGAUUAUAACAAUUCCUGCUGGAUUGAGUCAUCAUGGUGUAGCCUAUGGGGCUGGUGGAGGCUCCAUUUUGAAAACACCAGAAGACGCUUGGUUUGCCGUUUGUGAAGAUAUGGAAUACAAAGGCCAAAAGCUUCCUUUGAAAGAUCUUGUUGUUAAACGUUCUGGAUGGAAGACUGUGCGGGUAUUUGUCUCAUCAACCUUCAAGGAUUUUCAUCAUGAGAGAGAGAUUCUAGUCAAAGAGAUUUUCCCUGACCUUCGGGUUUGGUGUCAAAAAAGAAGAAUCCACUUGGUUGAAUGUGAUCUUAGAUGGGGUAUACCAAAAGAUUCGACCUCAGAGUUGACCCUCAGAACAUGUCUCGGUGAAAUUGACAGAUGUUAUGCCGAUAACGUGAAGCCAUUCUUCUUGAAUAUGACAAGUGAGAGGAUCGGAUGGAUCCCGCUGCCCGGAGAGAUUCCACAGAACCUUGUUGAUGAGUACCAGUGGGUGUUUGGUCUGUCGGUAACAGAAAUGGAGAUAGUCCACGGAGCUUACCGGAAAGACAAUCCAAACUCCAUAUUCAUGCUCAGAGAUGACACUUUCUUGGAGACAGUCCCGGCCAAACAUCGUAAUGUGUUCAUGGACGAGAACCCAAUUGCUGCUGAAAAGAUUUCUGUACUUAGGAACAUGCUUGAGUCGCGCUUCCCGCCGAAUCGCCUUGUCAGAUAUGGCUGCAUGUAUCAGGGAUUCAGUGCAAACAAGAUCCAGUUGACUUUGGACACGAACUUCAGAAACAGGAUCUUUGAGUUCUUCAAGGAACGUAUAUCAAUCCAGUAUCCUCUGGAUGAAGGGACAGCCAACGAUCCGUACUUUAUUUCCAAGGAAGCCCACGAUUCGUUCAUGAAACAAAGAUGCCAAAAUGUCUUUGGUAGAACAGAGAUACUAGAGAAGAUCUCUGAUUACAUAGAUGCACCAGACACAGAUGUGCCAAUGUUAAUACUGGGUGGUCCAGGGACUGGGAAGUCCAGCAUCAUGGCCAAAGUAGCAGAUGACACAGUUGACAGAGCUCUUAAGAAUAGGAUACCAGGUGGUGGUAAAACUGGCUGGCAUGUGUUUUACCAUUUUGUUGGAGCUGUGCCUGGUUCCACAGAUCUCGAGAUGCUUUUGAAGAGAAUGAUGAAGGAAAUUGAUGUCCUCAACGAAGCCAACAUGCCAACUGACCUUGAGGCUACAGCACAGUUCUGUUGCAGUAUCCUGGCAAACACCAACACCAAACCUGUUGUCAUACUCAUAGAUGCCCUCAAUCAGCUGGAUGAAAAUCCUAUUGCUCAGGUCAUGACCUGGUUGCCACGGAAACUGGCUCCAAAUGUACGCAUCAUUAUGAGCAUGAUAAACGAAACACCCCAACAUGUCAAUCUCAAAGCAAGGGAAAGCAAGGCAAAGGAAAUUUAUGCACCACCCCUCGAUCUGAAAACUCGGAAGGAAAUUGUGACAGAGUACCUUGGAAUGUAUAACAAGCGUCUCGACCUUGAUCAGAUGAUUGGUUUCCUUGGGAAGGAAUCGUCAGCAAACCCUCUCUGGCUCUCCAUUGCUUGUGAGGAGCUGAGGAUGCAUGGUGACUACAAGGGCAUCCUGGACAAAAUCAACAGCUUUCCUGAUGAUCUACUGGACUUACUCAGUCAAGUUCUCAGUCGCCUCGAGAAUGAACAAGGGGGAAAACUCAUCACCGCUACAUUAUGCCUCCUCGAAGUCUCAACAAAAGGUCUCUUGGAGGGGGAGUUACUAUAUCUGCUAGACGGUAUUGAAAACAUCAUGAACACCCGCAUGAAUGGCCAAAAUGGUCAAAAAGAAAAAGGAGAAAAGGAGUCAUCCGAGAAGGAGAAGAAUCCAUUCGAUGAGCAGUUACCAGCGUUCAAGUGGGCAUCAGUUUAUCGCCAUCUUUGCCAGUUUUUACGCCCAUAUGGCGACAGUGGUGAAGGACGGUUGGAUUUCUAUCAUAGGACUCUUAGCAAGGCUGUCAGAAGAAAGUACUUCAAAAUGACCACGAAUAACCCUGACGGUGAUGUGGACAUCUAUAACCUCUGGGCCAGAAUCCUUGCUGAUUUCUUCAAAUAUUCCGACGACUGGGACAGAAAGGUGGAAGAAUAUCCUAACCUUCUGCUGCGUCUGAAAGACGAGGAUACGCUGGUGGAAUUCCUCUCAAAGUGGGAGGUCAUGGACAGGCUUUAUAAAAAGGACUUCAGCACCACCCUGUUCUUCUAUUGGAGAAAGAUCGGUGGAGGCAAGAGGAUGGAAGAGUGUUACAUGGCGAAGCUGAAGAACAUGGAAAAUGAUCCUGAUGUAACCAAGGAGCAGUUACUGAUGAGGAUGGAGAAAGUUGCAACAAUCUUGCAACAAGAAGGCCAGUAUGACGGCUGCAAAGAACUUGCAUUGAAGUGUGAAAAGAUGAUUGAGGAGGAUCCGGAAUUUGAAGGAAAGAUUGAGGUGCAUGUAGAGAUCUACUACCUGCUCACUAAGCUCUGGGAUUCUAUUGUCAAAUUGAAUGAGUUCAUGACGCGGAGCCAGAUACCGGAGGAGAAACGGUGUCUGGAGUAUAACAAGAAGACAAUAGACUUGAGGAGGCAGCUUCCUGGGAAGCAUCACAAGUUCCUGUUGGGGAAGCAUUUGAUUCAGCUUGGCUUUACAUCUUCAUCAUUUGCAUUGUGUGGUGGUGACGCAAGCAAGAGCCCUGCCAUAGCCAGGCAGGAAGGGAAAGAUGCCAUCAGUGAAGCAAAGGAAAUAUUCACUGAGCUGUCUGAACGGGGGAUGGUGGCAGAGUGCCUCAUGACUGAAGCCAUACUGCAAGGCACUCCCAACUCAGAGCAAAGAAGGUUGUAUGAAGAGGCAAUGGCAUUGAGCAAGGAAGUUUACGGGGAGUACAGCGUACUAACUGGACGCCUCUACAUCAAUACGGGUAUCUACUGGGAAGAAACAGGAAACUACAACAAGGCAUAUGAAUUCUUUUCAAACAACUACAGAGUUAUGCGAGAAGUGUUUGGGGAUGACCACAUCAAGACGUCCCGAGCAAAGCACAUUUUACAGGAGCCAGCGUAUCGACGGAUGGCGCUAGAAAGAGGAGAUGAUGUUCCUGACGCGUAACACAAAGCCGUGUUGCAGGUAACUUCAGUGUAGAACUUAUUUCUUUGUGUCAUUUGAAACUGAUUACGACGCUAGCUUUCAGAAUUCUGCAUCCUGAUUGACUUCUCGAGCCAUACAUGUAUGCAUGUAUUUAGUCACUUUUGAGAAUUACACAAUUCAAUAGGUUUGGAGUCGAGGUGUCCGUUCUGGAUAUAGGUUUGAAAUGCCUAUGCUGUUCAAUUCAUGCUCAUAUAUCUUGAGGCUCACGUGAUAGAAAUGAUACUAUAUUGAUAUUAUCUUAGAACAAGAUCUGUAUUUAUACAUUUUAAGAAAUUGUUUGUAUUAUAGAUGUGAUUUACAUGCACAACAAGAAAUUUCUGUACCAAAUAUUAUGUCUUUCAUAACGAUACUCUUUUUAUAACUUUUUCUUUAGUUUUCACUCUUUUUCCAUGUUAUUCUCCAUCCAGUUAUACUUUUUAUUGCCAAAAUCAGGAAUAAAAUAGUUUAAGUAUUAAGUAUAUAUUUUAUGUUUUGAAUGAUAAUUGUUAAGACAUAGAAGCAGGAAAUUCAGUUAUCCGUCCGAUGAUGAUCUUCUGUUUUGAAAGGUUCUUAUCCCUUUUUGGGGAAGCACUUUGCAGUCUCUUGAUGUUUAUUUAUAUUUAUAUUCUGUACAUAUGUAAAUAUGUGUGUAAAUAAUCGCCAAAGUUUACCUUUUUUGUUUUUAAACCAAAGACAAGUCACUGGUCAUGAAAUAGGCUAUGUGACAUAAUUUUGUUUUUUUGGGUCAAAUUCUGAGAUAUAUGUGUGUAUAAAUAUGCCCAGUAUUCAACUUUCAAGUGUAAUAAGAUGUGUUGUUCAAUUUAUACAUAUGUCUUUACAAAUAGUUCAUGCUCAAACAGAAUUCCCAUAGUGUGGUGAGACUGUAUUUUCAUAUACCGUAUUUUCCGGAUUAUCCCCCGCACUGCCCUAUGACCCGCACCCCCUUUGACCAUUACCUAAAGCCACGCAAGACCCGCACCUGAUUAUGACCCGCACUGCUCCAAGACCCGCAUUCUCCAAAAAUAGUAAGCCAUUCAUUGAUGUUGACAUCCUAGAACCGCCAUGUUUUUUUUAAUUGUUAACCAAAGUGGAUCAAUUCCAGCAUGGCCGUAACUACUUUCCCUAGCGGAGACAUCACAAACUAUGCGAUCAUGGCGGAAAUAUUGGUUGAAAACAAUGCGAAAACGAUGGACAUAAAUCCUUAUCAAGUAACCAGUUUGGUCCCCUUUUUUUCUUUGGGGUUGGGGCUUAUCCCUCUCAGAAUCCACGCAAGACCCGCACCUUUGUAUUACCCGCACCCCCACUUUUUGGGCCUGUUUGAGGGCAAAAAGCCGCGGGUCAUACGCCGGAAAAUACGGUAUGUAUUUUUUUUAUUGUUCAAAUACUUUCCACGCGAACAUAAUCAUUUACAGAUCAUUUACACUGUCAUCGUGAAUGUAAAUUGUGUUAUUCAUUUCUUGCCAGUCUUGAUAUACCAAUCUGUUGAAGAAAAACCAUGCGUUUAAUAAUUGCCCUUGAUGCAUGCUAGGUUAAUUGAGCAGGCACAGUGUUCACCUGUAUAAGCUGCCUUCUAAAUAACCAUAGUCACAUUAGUUACCUCUGUUAGUUUUGAAAAUUUACUGUUAGAAUAGAUCAGUACAUCCAGGUGACUUACCAAGAGGGUUUAUUAAUUGUAUGGUCUUCAACAUAAUAAUCUGUGAUAUAUUUUCCGUUUUGUAUCCAAUCUAUAAUAGAUGUCUGAAUCAGGGAUGCAAAUAAAUCAAAGAGACAGUACUUAGCA